This is a messenger RNA of Oryzias latipes (Japanese medaka), 3813 nucleotides long. The record is from RefSeq and is a predicted model, not a curated record. NCBI's taxonomy places the organism in Eukaryota, Metazoa, Chordata, Actinopteri, Beloniformes, Adrianichthyidae.
CUGAGAGCAAGGCAAGAGCAUGAGAGCUGAAGACCAGGCUUAGUCACCAUAAGGGGUAACAAACUGGCAUUGAACUGAAGGAUGAGGUCUCCUUUUAAACAGCAUGGCAGAUGAGGCUGAUGUGUUUGGACCCCCCUUCCGGGUUACUGUCUCAGAUUCAGUCCAAGCUUGUCAAUUUCUUCUGGGACAGUCUACACUGGGUGCCACAGAGAGUGUUAUUUCUUCCCAGGAAGGAAGAAGGACAGAGCCUGGUGCACCUGGCCAGCAGAACUGCCACCUUCAGGAUCCAGUUCCUGCAACGGUUUUUGACUGGGCCAAAGGGUUUAAUGUGGAGGGAGCUGGCUGGCUGCAUCUUAGGGCGUGUGAGUGGUUUGGGGCUGGAUGAUGCUUUGUUUUUAUUAGACACUAAAUUUUUAUAUGUACCUGGGAUGCCUCCAUUUUAUCAGGGUGUUUUUAAGUCUUGGCACCUUUUUAAUAAUGUGAAAAGAAAGAACUCUCCCUCUGUUUUGGCUCUUAAAAGAGCCUUUGAUCUUUGGGGCACGGUUGCACAUAUGCAAUGACACCGCCCCUGGACUUCAGUUAACCCUUCGAAGGUCUAGAGUUCUGACCCUGGAGCAGCUGGUGAUUGCAGCGGGACCUGAUCUAUCGGACGUCUCCUCUUUGUGUUCCUCGCUGGGUCUCCGGUCCGCCAGGAUGGCACGUCGUCUCCUGGACCGCUGGAGGGACAGGCUGGGUGCGAGGGAGAGGGGGACAACUGGAUGAAUUCUGUGGCAGGAACCACUGCUCUCGUCCGCGAUAAACUUUAUCCGGAGGUGUUGCUGAGCUCUGAUCUGGGUGGAAAUACUGACAGCUGCUUCGUCCCUGCAAUCCCAACAGUCUGACUCUUCACUGUGGGGAAAGAAGGACAUUGUAUAUAAACUGUGUGAAGGUUUUGAACAAGGCUAAGUUACAGAACCACUUUUCCCAGUGCGUGGACUGACAAAGUGAGUGGUGGUGAGGACGGACCACAUUGGAGAGUUCUUUACAAGGCUCCCAUACGAAAGAGAACUGGAGACCUCCAGUGGCGGAUCUUACAUGGUGUUUGGUGGAGGAUCAUCUAUGUUCCUGUGGGUUUAGCAGCACUCUCAGUCAUCACUGCAUCAGUCUGCAUAUGGACCAGAACACAAGAGUGUGGGUUGUUGUUGACUUCAGCCUCUGACAGAAAACACUGAGAGAAGAAGAGACAGAGAAGAGCAGAGGAGAGAACAAUGUUUGACUUCACAUCACUUCACUUCCCUCUGUUUCUGACAUGGAUGCUCACAUUUACAGACGCUCAAACAUUUUCACAGAAGACUGUCAGAGUUGGAGAUGAAGUCACUUUGAAAUGUGAAAAUGCAAAUGAUUUCAGUGAUGGAUGUUCCAGGAUCACCUGGUUGUACAGUAAUUCAGGACAAACAUUUUCCCUGUUUGAACUCGGGAAGAUUCACAAAGAUGCUGGAUCUAGAUCAGACAGACUGAAUCUUGCAAAGAAAUGUUCUCUGGUGAUAAAGAAGAUCACAGAUGAAGAUGCUGGAAUUUACAACUGCAGACAGUUCAGCAUAUCAGGACAACUUGAAACAGAUUUUCAGGUUGAACUGAACGUUAUAAAGACUGAAUCCACAACAACAGAAUCAGUUCUGCAAACUAUAAAACCAUCAACUGCAACAGAUCAUCUCUCUGAAACUGGUAUAUCAGACAUGACAGCAGUGAUCACUGCAGCUGUAAUUGUUGCAGCAUGCUUAAUAGUUGUUGUCAUGUUGUUGGGAUGGAGGAGGAUUAAAGAACGAAAAACACAGAUUGAGGAUAAUAUGCUGCAGACUCCUCCACAAGAUGUUGGUUCCUACGCCUCCAUCAGAUUCUCCAGGAACACCAACAACAGGCGGCAGGUUGUGGACAAAGACGAUGAAGGAGAUGCAGUGACCUACAGCACUGUCAAAGUGUCCUCUUCUUCUGCUCACGUCCACACUGAUCCCAUCAGCCUCCAUUAAACCAACAGAUGAGAGUCACAGCAAAUGUUCCUCCUGAGGCUUUGUUGUGUUAGAAUCCUGCAUUCAGAUCUUGAAGAUCAUGUUUUUAUGGAAGCUGGACUUUCACUUCACAUCUGUUCAUUUUAACAUUUAUAUGUACAGUACACCCCCUAUAUUUGCAGGGGUGAGGGACCAGAGACACCCACAAAUUUGCAGAAUCCACGAAUACCGAGAACCACCCACCCCACACCCUCAGCGGCCAAAGCAUGUCCAUCACCGAUGAGACAUUGCUCAACGUAAAGAUUUUAAGUUUUUUAUUCAGAGCAAUAGACUGUACUGUAGCAAUCCUUUUUAAUGCACAUUAGGAGUGUCACUUUGAGCCCUAAAACCAGGAGACUGUGCUUCCUCCUUCUUCGUUAUCCGGCUCCUCUUCCUCAUUGUGUGGCUCCUCUGAUCUGAACUCCUCUUCCUUGUUGGCCGGCCCCUUUUCCUCGUUGUUCGGAAACUCUUCCUCAUUGGCCAACUCCUCUUCCUCCUUUGAUUUGAACUCCUCUUCCUCGUUGGCCUGCACCUCAUUGCCAGCUCUCCACCCUCAAAUUCCUCUUCCCCUGCCUUCAUCCAUUGUGUUUGUUUGGAAUCUUCAUCAAAUUGUGCAUUCUAAACUUGCUUUUCUACAUGUGGUCACAGCAUUAGCAACAAGUGUCUUCAGUUUUGAGUCGAUGUGUGUAAUGAAUGACGCCAUGUGUGUUUAUUGUGGGGGGUCGGCAACCCAAAAUGUUGAAAGAGCCAAAUUGGACGAAAAAAACAAAAAACAAAUAUGUCUGGAGCCGCAAAAUAUUAAAAGCCCUAUUUAAGCCUUAUAAUGAAGGCAACACAUGCAAUAUGUAUCUAUAUUAGCUAUAUUAGCCAUGACGCCAGGUGUGUUCAUUGUGUUCAAAUAUUGCUGACUGUGGCAAGCAUUUUGCAUCACAUGAGCUUUCAUUUAAGAAUAUGAGCAAAAUUAUUUUGCAACUUGUGUUUUAGUAAAGAAAAACAUGUUAAGAUUUAUGAGAAUGGAGGAUUGUGUUUUGUGAAAUGUGUUUUCAUGUGAAAUGUGUUCAUGAUAUUGGAAAAAAGUGGCUAGAUUUAGUAAAUGUGUUUAGACAACUGCAUUUGGUUUAGAGGAUUGGCUUUUGUGUUUUACCAUUUGAGGAAAACUGUAAUAUAAAAUAAACGAAAAAUUGAAUUUUAAUGCAAAUCACAACUAGCAGAAGAUUAAAUUGAAAUAAAUACAUUAGCCCUUUCUUAAGGUUUAAUCCAAAAAUGUGAAUGGAAUAAGCUGCCUUGACCAAAAGAUCAGAAACCAACCUUAUUGGACAUUUGGAUUAUAAACAGAUAAAAACAUUCAGGAAGUGCAGUAAUUUGAGCAAUAAUCCUGGUGCUAUGUGUUUCACCCUAAAAUCUGAUUCAACAGACAAAAAAUGUAUGAGGCUUAAUAUUUUUAAUUUUUCUUGUUGUAGUAUUGUAGUAUUAUUGUAGUAUGAAUGAAGAGUGAAUGAGUAAUGGACACAAUAUAAGUGCUUUGAGUGUCUGGAAAAGGGCAGAUAAAUCCAAUCCAUUUUUAUUUAACAAAACAUCCAUUAAAAUAAUAAGUAUAUUAACAAGUAAAAAAAUAAAAAAUAAUUGUCUGUCUUUGUGGUGGUUGAAGAAAAUGUAGUCAAAGCUGUGAAGACAAAGAAAGAAAUUGAAGACUAACUAUUAAAGUUUAAUUCAAGCUAGAAAGACGGAAUUACCAGGAAUUCUGUAUCUGUAGAAACUUGCCAAAAUUGUUUUCUAUUACACAAUGUAA